This is a messenger RNA of Xenopus laevis (African clawed frog), 4373 nucleotides long. RefSeq names its product ATPase cation transporting 13A2 L homeolog (gene atp13a2.L). Gene Ontology annotation, cellular component: multivesicular body membrane; lysosomal membrane; late endosome membrane. The record is from RefSeq and is a predicted model, not a curated record. Gene Ontology annotation, molecular function: ATPase-coupled monoatomic cation transmembrane transporter activity; ATP hydrolysis activity; P-type ion transporter activity. Lineage: Eukaryota; Metazoa; Chordata; Amphibia; Anura; Pipidae. Gene Ontology annotation, biological process: autophagosome-lysosome fusion; transmembrane transport; regulation of autophagosome size. The transcript is spliced from 30 exons. The coding region runs from base 220 to 3756 and encodes 1178 amino acids.
CUGAGUCCGCCCCGCCGGGGGAGGAACUACAACUACCAGAAUGCACUGCGAGCGCCGCUACUAAUGAGAUCCGCUGAGCUGCUCCGGGGCCGGGGUGUAAUGUAAACAGCGCCAGAUGCAGCACGUGUGAGACAUUGGCCCGUGUAACAUGUUGCUGCUCCAGAAGGACUAGUCUGUCAUCUCCUACUGCCACUUACUGACUGCCAGCUGCCCUCCAACAUGUCUGAUAACACUAGAUUGCUGGGCCAUCAGAAGCCCAGUGGCUACGGGACCCUGCCACCCUGUGAGUUCAUAUCCUGCAUGGAGAUCCGAGGGUACCGGAGAGUAACAUGGAAGCUGCUUCUGUUCUGCAUCCUCUGCGUCCUGACACUGGGGCUCCUCCUCCUCUUCAUCCACUGGAAACCCCGCCUCUACGUGCUCCUCACCUGCCGCCACUGCCCCCUGGCUGAAGCCCAAUGGCUCGUUAUUAAGGAUGCAUUCGGCCAGAUCUCCAUCUCAGAAGUGCGAACGGAGCAGGGCGUGGAUGUGAGCCUGGGGCAUCAUGUGAUCGGGCGACUGGGAAAAAAUGGAGUGGGAAGUGUGAUUGUUGGGGUGGAAGAUCAGGAAGAAUUUAAGGAUACGAUUCAGCUGCAUCACAAGGAUGAGAAUAAUGAGCUGCGGUACUUUGUGUUCGAAGGGAUGAGAUACAUCUGGAGCAACUGGACUCAGAACUUUGUCAAGGUCAGCUCAUUGGAUGAAGGGGUGACAUGUGGAGAGUUGCACAAGAAGAAGUUGGGGCUGAGCCAGACGGAGCACAAUGGCAGGAAGCAGAUCUAUGGAGCCAAUGAAAUUGACGUCCCAGUUAAAUCUUAUGGGAGGCUGUUGAUUGAAGAGGUGCUGAACCCCUUCUACAUCUUCCAGGUGUUCAGUAUUGUUCUCUGGAUGUGCGAUAAUUAUUAUUAUUACUCCGGCUGUAUCCUCGUCAUCUCCGUCAUUUCCAUUGGCCUUUCCCUGUACGAGACCCGGAAGCAAAGUGUGACCCUGCGCAACAUGGUGAAGAUGCAAGUGAGUGUGAGAGUGCGGCGGGAGACUGGAGAGGAGAUGUUGGUGAAUUCCCCGGAUCUGGUGCCUGGAGACUGUAUCAUCCUCCCCCCUGAAGGAAUCCUGAUGCCGUGUGAUGCAGCGCUGCUGUCCGGGGAGUGCAUGGUGAAUGAGAGUAUGCUGACAGGGGAGAGCGUCCCUGAGAUGAAAACCCCCCUGACUGAUGGGCCCCAGGCUGGCGGCACCCCGUAUUGUCCAGAGGAGCACAAGAGGCACACGCUGUUUGGGGGGACCCAGAUAAUCCAGGCCAAAACCUACCUGGACAAAGAGGUGAUCGCAGUGGUGACAAGAACAGGUUUCUGCACAGUGAAGGGGAAUCUCAUCAGCUCCAUCCUGCACCCCAAACCCGUCUCCUUCAAGUUCUACAGGGACGCUGCGAAGUUUGUGCUGGUCCUGGGCCUGUUUGCAUUUUUGGGCAACAUUUACAGCAUCGGAAUCCUCAUCAAGAACAAGGUCUCUGUAAGACGGAUCAUUAUACAAACCCUGGAUCUGAUCACCAUCAUUGUCCCCCCUGCACUGCCGGCUGCCAUGACUGUAGGGACCAUCUAUGCCCAGAGCCGCCUGAAGAAACAGGGGAUCUUCUGUAUCAGCCCCCCGAGGAUCAACGUCUGCGGCAAAAUCAAGUUGUUCUGCUUCGAUAAGACCGGGACACUGACGGAGGAGGGGCUUGAUGUUUGGGGGGUUGUCCCAUUGGAUAACACAAACUUCCUCCCCAUUACCCACGACCCCCGAUGUCUGCCCGACGGCCCAAUCCUGCAGUCCCUGGUCUCCUGCCACUCAGUCACUCUGCUUAAAGGGAACCUCAUCGGGGAUAUUAUGGACGUGAAGAUGAUGGAAUCGACCAAUUGGACUCUGGACUCUCAGGACAUGGACGAGCAGAUGACGGAACAUUUUGGGACCAAGGUUCUGGCAGUGAUGAAGCCGCCACCACUGGAUGAGCAGCCGCACGGACCGAAACAUCACGUGCCCAUUGGUGUAUUACGGAGAUUCCCUUUCUCCUCCGCACUCCAAAGGAUGAGCGUCAUCAGCAAACUCCCCGGGGACUCCCCCGCGCUCCUCUACAUGAAGGGGGCACCCGAAAUGGUGGCGAGUCUGUGCAAGAGCGACACUGUACCCCUGGAUUUCUCCGCCAUGCUCAAGCAAUACACCAAGGACGGGUAUCGGGUUCUGGGCUUUGGGUACAAGACCCUCGACUCAGUUAAAACCUUUGAGGAUGCCCAGCUGGUAACAAGGGAGUCGGUGGAGCAGGAUCUCUCCUUCCUGGGGUUCCUCAUAAUGAAGAACGUCCUGAAACCAGAAACUGCGCCCGUUAUCCAUGAGCUGCGCAGGGCCAAUAUCCGCACCGUCAUGGUGACAGGGGAUAACAUGCUGACGGCAGUGAACGUUGCCAGGAGUUGUCAUAUUGUGGAGGCGACAGAGAGAGUUUUCUUCGCCAGUGCGUCCCCCCCGUCCCUGAAUAAAGCAGCGAGUGUGAAAUUCAUUCCUGCAGAAGCGGCGACCCCAGAGGAGACACAAGAGACUCUGUACCAACAGGGCGGCUCAUUCCUGGAUAAAGGACCUUAUUGCUUCGCUAUGAACGGGAAAUCCUUCUCUGCUCUGUGUGAUCACUUCCCCCAGUUACUGCCCAAAAUAUUGAUUCACUCGGCCAUAUUCGCCCGAAUGUCUCCGGAUCAGAAAACCCAAUUGGUGCAGAACCUGCAGGAGCUGAAUUACUGCGUGGGGAUGUGCGGAGAUGGAGCCAAUGACUGCGGAGCUCUCAAGGCUGCUGAUGUCGGGGUGUCUCUUUCGGAUGCAGAAGCCUCAGUGGCCUCCCCCUUCACUUCCAGAACCAGUAACAUUGAGUGUGUCCCUGCUCUGAUCCGGGAAGGUCGCUGCUCCCUAGAGACGUCAUUUGGGAUGUUCAAGUACAUGGCGCUGUACAGUUUAACCCAGUUCAUUACUGCGCUGAUCCUCUACACUGUGAAUACGAAUCUUGGGGACCUCCAGUUCCUCUACUUUGACCUGGUGAUCACCACCCUCGUGGCCAUUCUCAUGGGAAGAACUGGUCCAGCCAAUGAGCUGGGGAUCAAACGUCCGCUGGGCACAUUGAUCAGUCUCCCUGUCCUGGGAAGUCUCAUCUUCCAGACCAUCCUGAUCCUCAUCAUUCAACUCAUCCCACUCUUCCUUGUCCAAAAUCAGAGCUGGUUUGUCCCCGUGAAUGUGACAAAUCCUGAGACUGUGCAUCUGCCCAAUGAUGAGAACACGGUUCUGUUCUGUAUUUCCGGGUUCCAGUAUCUCAUCCUGGCCGUGGUCCUGUCCAAGGGACACCCCUUCCGGAAACCUAUUUACACCAACGUGCCCUUCCUGCUGCUGCUCUUGGCUUUGUUGGCUCUGUGUCUCUGGAUCACUAUUGCCCCCCUGGGCUUCAUGAAGUCUCUCCUACAGCUCGUCACUUACACUGACAUUAACUUCCAGGGGGUCCUGGUGGGACUCGUCACUGUCAACUUCAUUGCUGCCUUCCUUGUGGAGAUGGCUUUGGAUUACGGGUUUCUGAACUGCUUGAAGCGACUGCGGAGGAAAAAGGAGCCCAAGAAGCUGUAUAAGAGAAUAGAGAGGGAGCUGCAGGGGCAGCUGUCAUGGCCGCCUAUAGAGCAGACUCUGCACCCGGGGCCCAUACAGACCUAUCGGGGGAGGUAGCAGGAGCAGGAGCCGGGCAGGUCCCAGUGGAUGAAAGUUGGAUAAGGACGUGGCCAGUUGUGAAAUUGAAAUUUGCACCUUAAACCACCAGCCCCGGAGCGGUUUAGAGGCAAUAAUAGAUUUUUAUUCCAUUUCUUAGACUUAGACCAUUCUGAAAAUGUUGUUGUUUCUCUGGGGAGCCAGCAGGGCGGCGCAGAAGUUACACACGGGUGGUUUGAUUCUCAGACUUUAUAGGUUUUCUGGUUAAAUUGUGGAUGUGCUGGAGCCGUCAGACCCCGCCCCCGAGGUGCUGUUACAUAAAUCCGUUCUCCUGUCGUUUAUCAGGGGGCGGGGUCAGAACUAAUGGCUCCGCCCACGUGUCUCUCCCAUGUUUACACUUAUUGACUGAUGUUGCGAUACCUCAAGAGAAAUGUCAUUAAUUAUAUUGUUAUUAUUAUUAUUACUACUGAUUUGUGGCUCCUGCUGCGGGGAAAUUAGUUACAGUUGGAAAACGGGUAAAAUUGACAAGAGGGGGGCUCACAUUGGCUCCCCUCUUUCUAGACUUCAACUCGCAGCUUUAUACGUGGAUCUGGAUUAAGAGACAAUGUUGGAAUCCCAGUAUUAAAGCUCACCCCUUA